Petromyzon marinus (sea lamprey) is the source of this 3375-nucleotide messenger RNA. Its product is annotated as galactosylceramide sulfotransferase-like. The record is from RefSeq and is a predicted model, not a curated record. Lineage: Eukaryota; Metazoa; Chordata; Hyperoartia; Petromyzontiformes; Petromyzontidae. Gene Ontology annotation, molecular function: galactosylceramide sulfotransferase activity. Gene Ontology annotation, biological process: glycolipid biosynthetic process. Gene Ontology annotation, cellular component: membrane.
ACCGGCAUCCAUGAGGGACGAGGGCCCAUUUAAUAACGAGUGCCAGGGCAUUGAUAAGAGGUUGGGUUCUGUAUAGGGGGCCCUCUCGUGGCUGGCGGAACUCGACGCGGGCAUUUGGCUGCUGGGCAUAUAUCCGCACGCGCGACGGUAAUGACAGUAAUUACAAUUCAUAUGGCGUCUACACGCAUCCACUUUUCAAGACCAGACAGGUCCUGGGAGUGCCGCCGUGUGUCCGAAGGUACCGUUAUCUGGAUAAAUGUAUUCAUAGGCAGAUAGGAGAUACAGAGUGAUGAGAGAUAAAUAUGUGUUGAUGCCAGAUAGAAGAUAUAUGACAGAAAUGCAAUGCAUAUAUACAUUGGAACGGACUGGGAAUCAUGUAUUUAAGUUAGAAGAGAAUGCUACGUUGUUCGUCCAAAAGGUAGAGAAAAUGUAGGUGUUUUUAGAAGGGAAAUAUAUAUUUAAAAAACGAGAAGUAUAGUGUUUUCAGAAUAGAUAAUAAUAUAUAUUUUUUACAUAUAGAACAUAUAGAAUAGGAUAGAUAUUCAAAUGAGAUGAGUGAUGAAUAUUUUAUGACAGGUAAAAUAUAGUUGGAGCUCCCUUUCACUGCUUGGGGCCAUACAUAAUUGCACCAUCUGCGAAUUAUAAUUAUUGCGACCGCUUACAAUAAGCCAAAAAUUUUUGGCAGUUGGCCUUCUUCUCUCCUCAAAUAGUCAAACUGUUCUAUUCCCCGUGUCUCCAACUUUCAUCAGCGAAAAUCAAUCCUUCUUGGACGUAUCCAUGCUGGUGAAGAUCUUCCGGAAGGAGAAACACAUUCAUCCCGAGGUGCUUCACACGGACAUUGUCUUCCUGAAGACUCACAAAACGGCGAGCAGCACCUUCCAGAACAUCCUGUUUCGCUUCGGCGAGAAGCACAACCUGACGUUCGCCUUCCCCUACAUGACGUACCAAUUCAUCUACCCGCACGAUUUCAUGGCCUCGUUCGUGGCUCCUCUGCCACUGCGUGCUGCCGGUGGUCGCUUCCACAUCCUGUCCAGCCAUAUGCGCUUUCAGAAGGAUGAGGUGGCGCGUGUGAUGAGUCCCAUGGCCAUGUACCUGUCCAUUGUGCGCCGCCCAGAAAAUAAUUUUGAGUCCGUGUUCUAUUACUAUGAGAGCGUAGUAUCUGCUUUUGAUGCGGCAGGAAAACAUAGUUAUGGCAGGGACCACCUAAAGACUUUUCUUGAAAACGCUGAGACAUUUUAUAAAUUGGAAAAGAUGCCCACGGCUUUCGUCAGAAACCCCAUGGCAUUUGAUUUUGGGCUGACUCCCAACAUAAGUGUGUCGAGUGAUGAAUUUGCCACUGGCUUAGCAGAACUAGAUGCCAAAUUCGACCUGGUCAUGAUCACCGAGCGCUUUGACGAGUCCAUGAUCUUGGCCAAGGAGAUGCUGGGCUGGGAGAUGGAGGAUGUGGUCUAUCUAUCCACCAACAAGCGUGCCAAGACUCAUACAAAUAAGUCGUUCAAGCGAAAAAACCAACAUCUGACCGAGAUGAUCCGGCGCUGGAACGCGCUGGACGUGGCUUUGUAUGAACACUUCGCACGUCGCUUUCAGCGCCAGGUGGAGGCGUUCGGAGUGGGGCGAAUGCAACGCGAGGUGGACGCCCUGCGCAGGAAGGUGAGCGCCCGCAGAGAGGAGUGCGUGGCAAACGAGGUGGAGGCAGGAAUGGUCAACCAGAGCGAGAUUAUGCCAUUUAUUCCGGGGUCUGUGGUUGUCCUUGGCUACAACAUGAGGAGCGGCCUGAACCUUCGCACACGCGAGCGGUGUCUGCGGAUGCUGCUGCCGGAGCUCAAGUACCACACGCGGCUCUUUCAGCGGCAGUACGGCUCCACGGUGGAGGAAUACAACGUGGGAGCAAAAUUAUCCACAACAAAUGAAACACGUUGACUUGGCGAUUUGCUCUAUUUUUUGGUGAUGGAGAUAUGGUGUGUUGUUUAGCAAAAAAAUGUCAUGUAUACACUCACUGAUAUGAAAAUGAGUAUACUGUAAAUAAAGUACUGUAUAGGGUAAAAAAUAUUCCACACCUAUAAAUAUAAACCCAUGGGUAACACAGCUUAGGUCGAUUUUAUGAACACUUUCUCAUUAAGGUUGAAAGCAUCAAAGCACUAGCUCUGUCAGUCUGCCUAUAUUUUUGGGGGUGGGGGGUCACAACUCUCAUAAAGAUGACCUUAUGUCAAUAAGGUAUUUUAAAAUAUAUAUCAACUAAGGAUUUACCCUUAAGACAACUGGGAAGAUAUAUCAAAGGGUUGUCCAAAACAAAGCGAAAUAAACCAUUAUUUGGUGGUGGUGGCACACACCUGUGAUCCAGCACUGUGGAGGCAGCUAGAGUCAUAAUGACUUGGUGUGCCUGGAUAUUAAAACAAGUAUCACGUAUGAUGCCAUCUCAUUACGUGUGACGUAAUCUCAUUCGUAAUUUACUUUCCAAAACUCUUUAAACCUCGCUCAGAUCAUGGAAGGUUGUUGUGGGUUCACUUUCCAACACACCGGUGUGCUGAACUGGUAAUGAAUUGGCACGUUUUGUUUCCGUGACAGACCUUACUCAUUGCUGUGUCGCGUGGUGGCGGAUUUAAUGACGCAUUUAUAUUUACGCGAUCUAACACAAAGAAAAACUCUAUCACGGAUCAUGGAAGGUGUUAACGCUUAUUUAUUACAUUGCUAGUGCUGUUUGUUGCUGGCUAUCUUGAUGUUUUGGGCCUUUCUUAGGCCGCCACAUACCUGCAAAUCCCACUCCUUUGGGCUAAACAGCAGGGCAGCGAGCCCACAGCACCGCUUAUGGGGAGUGUUGAACAAUGCCCCCCCCCCCCCGCCACCAGCAGAGGCUUGAGGUGGAUCUCCGUCACUGACUGCCACCAGCUGUCGCCAGCACGCCGACUCUCCCGCCGGAACGGGAAGAUGUGGGAGCCCCGCACAUGGCCAGCAUGACCCUCCACAGCCCGUUGUGGGACACGGGGUCCUCGUGGAAAGCCGGGCAACACGCACAAAUAGCACAGCACGGUUAGCGGAUCGGCAAGUCGCACGUGGCGGAAUAACGACGACUGGGUACUCUCACCCCUUCCAACACGUCUGGUCAGUGUGGAAGAGUAGACCGGACACCCUCUAGAGAUGCCUUUAUUGGAGCCCAUUCUGCCAGCAGUGGUGUGGGAAAGCAAUUUAAUGGGUGUAUACCUUGACCCUUCAUAGCGAUACACGAUGUCCAUUUUAUGAAGGAUGUUGCCGAUUAAUGCAAACGGUCGGAGAUAUGGGCAAAGAUGGCGAACCCUACACUUGAAGUUGAACACGGAGGUUUUCGCGAACCCGUCACCACCCGACACAGCAAAUUAGUAAGGUUUGCCAGGGGUAAAA